Molecule: messenger RNA, 4227 nt
Organism: Crotalus tigris (Tiger rattlesnake)
Lineage: Eukaryota; Metazoa; Chordata; Lepidosauria; Squamata; Viperidae
Gene: SLC12A2
Product: solute carrier family 12 member 2
Exons: 25
Coding region: 882-4160 (1092 amino acids)
Biological process (GO): chloride ion homeostasis; sodium ion transmembrane transport; potassium ion import across plasma membrane
Cellular component (GO): membrane
Molecular function (GO): sodium:potassium:chloride symporter activity; ammonium channel activity
Source: RefSeq, a predicted model, not a curated record
AAGCAGUGGCUUCGUAGGCCCGCCCAUCCCCGCUUUCAGCCGAGCGUCAGUUUUAUAACCCGCCAUCUGCCUCAAAGCACUUCUCCGUCGCGAGGAGACGGAGGCAGCAGCCCACCGGGCGGAUGCCUUCUUCUUCUUCCUCUCCGUCCUCCCUGAGACGACGAGAGUAGGGCGCUGCUGGCUGGGUCGCCCUGCAGGGGAAAGCGGAGCCACGCUGAACCGCGGCCUCGCUCUUUCUCUGAAAGGCGCUUUAGCCAGCUGAGGCUCCCGGCGGCAACGCCGCAGACAACCUCUACCCCGAAGCACGCCAGAGCCGGGCCAGCAUCCGCGAGCUCCAGAAGCAGCGCCCAAACACUGCUCCGCCCUCGCCGGGCCAGAUCCCUCCCUGCUCGGGCAGCGGAUGCUUUAAAGACUCGUCCCCGAGCCGCGCGGCUGUUAAGUGAUUGGCUGCCGCCGGCCUGCUCUUGUUCUUGUUCGCUCCUUGGCGCCCGGCUUUCGUUCGCCUCAGGGGAGCGGGGGGGGGCAUAAGCGGAGGGCCCAGCGGAGGCUGACUGGCCCGAGGUAGCAAGGCGUUACACACGUGUCACGACUGCGUUGGCUUAUUCAGACUGAGACAGGGAAAGUGUAGGUCUGUGUAGAAUCGGCCAGUCGGCUUCCUCCUCCCCUCCGCGGUCCCCCAGGGAGCGCUGUCGCCUUGACGGCAGAGAUACGAAGCGUGUGGCGUUGCUGCUUCCAGCCGUCCCUGAGACUUCGGGAGACGGACCGAGGGUGGUCCUUGUCUGUGGGGACGUGAGAAACGAAAGGACUUCAUUGAACCAGCCAGAACCGCAAGAAGGUCUAUUUCGGCCCGCAUUGUCGCCACCCGAGGAGAAGCAGAAACCAUGGAAGCAAAGCCUGUGCAGCAAGCUUCGCGAGCUUCGUCCCCGCCGCCCCGCUCUGGCUCGCCGAAGCUCCAAGCUGCAGCGGCAGGAGGAGGAGCCGCCGAUGCAGCAGCAUCCACGGGAGCGGUGGAAGCAUCUCGUCUGCCGGCGAGUGACGGGGAUGCGACGGCUGGCACAGGCGGCUCCUCGUCGGACCCCGGGAGCGGAUUGGCUCCUGCCUCUGCAGCCGCUGGAGAUGGGCUGUGCAGACCUCUGGGUCCCACACCCAGCCAGAGCCGCUUUCAGGUGGACCUGGUGGCAGAAAACUUGAGUCGUGCGGCUGUGGCAGAAGAGGCGAAGACCACGGAAGCGACUCCCGAAGUUCCCGGUGAUGGGCAUAAGAAAAGCAGUGAGGAAGCAAAAGGUCGGUUCCGGGUGAAUUUCGUGGACCCCUCCGCUGGAGAUGACAGCUCUGAUGAACCUGGAGGUGGGGGCCCAGAAGGCUGCAGCGUCAGCUUCCAGAAUGGUGGUGACACAGUUCUGAGUGAAGGGAGCCUACAUUCCGGGGGAGGCUCAGGAGGGCACCAUCACUACUAUUAUGACACUCAUACGAACACGUACUAUCUGCGCACCUUCGGCCACAAUACCAUCGAUGCCGUGCCAAGGAUAGACUAUUAUCGGCAUACUGCUGCUGGUCUAGGAGAGAAACUUAUUCGACCCAGCCUUGCAGAGUUGCAUGAUGAGCUGGACAAGGAGCUAUUUGAAGAUGGCUAUGCAAAUGGAGAAGAAGGAACACCUACUGGAGAAGUCACUGCAGCAUAUACUGCUGAUAGCAAAGGGAUUGUCAAAUUUGGUUGGAUUAAAGGUGUAUUGGUACGAUGUAUGUUGAAUAUCUGGGGGGUGAUGCUCUUCAUUCGACUAUCCUGGAUUGUAGGACAAGCUGGCAUAGGACUUGCUGUCUUGGUUAUUGCAAUGGCCACUGUUGUAACUACUAUCACAGGCUUGUCUACAUCAGCUAUAGCUACCAAUGGUUUUGUGAGAGGAGGAGGUGCAUAUUAUCUCAUUUCCAGAAGCUUGGGGCCAGAAUUUGGCGGUGCUAUAGGCUUAAUCUUUGCAUUUGCUAAUGCUGUUGCCGUAGCCAUGUAUGUAGUCGGUUUUGCAGAGACUUUUGUUGACCUACUUGAGGAACAUGAAUUGCUUAUGCUGGAUCCAAAUAAUGAUAUCAGAAUUAUAGGAGCAAUUACAAUUGUUGUUUUAUUAGGCAUCUCGUUAGCAGGAAUGGAAUGGGAAGCUAAAGCACAGAUUGUUCUGCUGGUGAUAUUACUAAUAGCUAUUGCUGACUUCAUCAUAGGAACAUUUAUUCCGUUUGAGAACAAAAAGCCUCAAGGAUUUUUUGGUUACAAAGCUGAAAUAUUUUCAGAAAACUUUGGACCAGAUUUCAGAAAAGAAGAAACUUUCUUUUCAGUAUUUGCUAUAUUUUUCCCAGCUGCAACAGGCAUUUUAGCUGGUGCAAAUAUCUCAGGUGAUCUUGCGGAUCCUCAAUCAGCCAUACCUAAAGGGACACUGCUAGCCAUCUUAAUCACUACAGUGGUUUACAUGGGAGUAGCAGUAUCAGUAGGUUCCUGUGUUGUUCGGGAUGCCACCGGGAGCCUUAAUGACACAAUUGUUAAUGAGCUGACAAACUGUACAUCAGCAGCUUGUAAACUAAAUUUUGAUUUCUCUUCCUGUGAAAAGACAAAAUGUUCUUAUGGGCUAAUGCAUGAUUUCCAGGUAAUGAGCAUGGUAUCAGGAUUUGCCCCAUUGAUAACAGCUGGUAUAUUUUCUGCAACUCUUUCUUCAGCGUUAGCAUCUCUUGUCAGUGCACCUAAAAUUUUUCAGGCAUUGUGCAAAGACAAUAUUUAUCCGGGUUUCCUGAUGUUUGCUAAAGGCUAUGGGAAAAAUAAUGAACCUUUACGAGGGUAUCUUCUCACUUUUUUGAUUGCUCUUGGAUUCAUAUUAAUUGCUGAAUUGAAUGUAAUUGCUCCAAUUAUCUCCAAUUUCUUCUUGGCUUCCUAUGCUUUAAUUAAUUUUUCCGUGUUCCAUGCUUCACUGGCAAAAUCACCAGGCUGGCGUCCUGCUUUUAAAUAUUACAACAUGUGGAUAUCUUUAAUUGGAGCAAUUCUCUGCUGCAUAGUCAUGUUUGUUAUUAACUGGUGGGCAGCACUGCUCACAUAUGUUAUUGUUCUGGGACUCUACAUUUAUGUAACUUACAAGAAGCCAGAUGUGAACUGGGGUUCCUCAACUCAAGCUUUGACUUAUCUGAAUGCUUUGCAGCAUGCUGUCCGCCUUACUGGUGUGGAAGACCAUGUAAAAAACUUCAGGCCACAAUGCCUUGUCAUGAGUGGUGCUCCAAGCUCACGUCCAGCUUUGCUUCAUCUGGUCCAUGCCUUCACCAAAAAUGUAGGAUUGAUGAUCUGUGGUCACGUACAUAUGGGUCCCCGCAGGCAAGCCAUGAAGGAAUUGUUAGCUGACUUGGCUAGGUACCAACGGUGGCUUAUUAAAAACAAAAUGAAAGCGUUUUAUGCUCCAGUACAUGCAGAAGACCUGAGAGAUGGUGCACAGUACUUAAUGCAAGCUGCAGGCUUAGGAAGAAUGAGGCCAAAUAUUCUUGUUGCUGGAUUCAAGAAGGAUUGGCAGUCAGCUGAUAUGAAUGAUGUUGACAUCUACAUCAAUUUAUUACAUGAUGCUUUCGACUUUCAGUAUGGAGUGGUUGUCAUCCGUCUGAGGGAAGGUUUGGAUAUAUCUCAUCUUCAGGGACAAGAAGAAUUAUUGUCAUCCCAAGAGAAAUCACCAGUAACCAAAGAUAUUAUAGUAAAUGUGGACUACAGCAAGAAGACUGAUAUGGUAACUUCUAAACCUGUUAGUGAAAAAGGACCUAUUCAUAAAGAAGAAGAAGAAGAUAUCAAGACUCCAACACAGCCACUUUUGAAAAAAGAUCCUAAGGGCCCGUCUGUUCCUCUGAACUUGGCUGAUCAAAAGCUGCUUGAUGCAAGUUCCCAAUUUCAGAAAAAGCAAGGCAAAAAUUACAUUGAUGUUUGGUGGCUCUUUGAUGAUGGGGGCUUAACACUUUUGAUUCCAUAUCUUCUGACAACCAAGAAAAAAUGGAAAGACUGCAAGAUCAGGGUGUUCAUUGGUGGAAAAAUAAAUAGAAUUGACCAUGACAGAAGAGCGAUGGCAACAUUACUUAGCAAAUUUCGGAUAGACUUUUCAGAUAUCAUGGUCCUUGGUGAUAUCAAUACAAAACCAAAGAAAGAAAAGUAAGUUGCACAGUAAUUUCCAAUAUUAAUUUCUAUGUAAUUUAAAUGAGAUAUUACAAUAAUAUUUAGAU